This is a messenger RNA of Apus apus (common swift), 4235 nucleotides long. It is a transcript of the gene LOXL2, whose product is annotated as lysyl oxidase like 2. Gene Ontology annotation, biological process: peptidyl-lysine oxidation. The transcript is spliced from 14 exons. The coding region runs from base 189 to 2501 and encodes 770 amino acids. Gene Ontology annotation, molecular function: protein-lysine 6-oxidase activity; copper ion binding. Lineage: Eukaryota; Metazoa; Chordata; Aves; Apodiformes; Apodidae. The record is from RefSeq and is a predicted model, not a curated record. Gene Ontology annotation, cellular component: membrane.
UGCCGAGUAUUUUCCAGCGCAGAGAGGAGCCCUCAGCUGAGAAGAAAGAGCUUCAUGAAGCAGGACAAGACAGAGGUCACCCCCUGCCCAGCCUACCACUAAUUUCAAGGACAGCCACAGGGUACCUACCUGCACUGACUGGCAGCUGCCACCAGCGACCUUGCCUCUGAGAACUGGGAGCACUGAAAAUGGCACCAUUCCUGGUUUUCACCCAGAACCACUGUUGGAUCCUGCUGUUGUUCAUCUCCCUGAGCCUUGCCCAGUAUGAACACUGGCCCUACCUCCCCGAGCCACCCCCACAAGUGUACCAGCCCCCUCAGAGAGCAGCAAAUGUCCCCAAGAUCCAGCUGCGCCUGGCGGGGCAGAAGAGGAAGCACAACGAGGGCAGGGUGGAGGUUUUCUACAGUGGGGAGUGGGGCACCAUCUGUGAUGAUGACUUCUCCAUCCAUGCUGCACAUGUGGUCUGCAGGGAGCUGGGCUACGUGGAGGCAGUGUCCUGGCUGCCAAGCUCCAAGUAUGGGAAAGGAGAAGGGAAAAUUUGGAUGGACAAUGUCCACUGCAAUGGCAAGGAGAGCACCCUGGCAGCAUGUACUUCCAAUGGCUGGGGAGUAAGUGACUGCAAACACACGGAGGACGUGGGAGUGGUCUGCAGUGAGAAGAGAAUCCCUGGCUUCAAGUUUGACAACUCCUUGCUUAACCAGAUAGAGAACAUGAACAUCCAGGUGGAGGACAUCAGGAUCCGUGCCAUCCUCGCCACCUACCGCAAGCGGGUCCCUGUCACGGAGGGCUACGUGGAGGUGAAGGAUGAAGGGACCUGGAAGCAGAUCUGUGACAAGCACUGGACCAUGAAAAAUUCCCGAGUGGUCUGUGGCAUGUUUGGAUUUCCCAGCGAGAGGAAAUACAACACCAAUGUCUACAAGAUGUUUGCCAGCAGGAGGAAGCAGCAUUACUGGGCUUACUCAAUGGACUGCAGUGGGAAUGAAGCUCACAUCUCCAGCUGCAAACUGGGCAAUCACCUGAACGUGGAUGCAGAGAAGAACGCCACGUGUGACAGCGGGAUGCCAGCCGUGGUCAGCUGUGUCCCUGGACGUGCCUUUGCCCCCAGCAGCCACAGUGGCUUCCGAAAAGCCUUCAGGCAGGAGCAACCACUGGUGAGGCUGAAAGGAGGAGCCAACACUGGGGAAGGACGAGUUGAAGUGCUGAAAAAUGGGGAGUGGGGGACAGUUUGUGAUGACAACUGGAACCUGGUGUCAGCCAGCGUGGUGUGCAGGGAGCUGGGCUUCGGCAGCGCCAAGGAGGCCAUCACAGGAGCAAGGCUUGGACAAGGGAUGGGUCCAAUCCAUCUGAAUGAAAUUGACUGCACAGGCUUUGAAAAGUCAGUCACAGACUGCAAGUUCAACACCGAGUCCCAGGGCUGUAACCAUGAGGAAGAUGCUGCUGUGAGAUGCAACGUUCCAGCCAUGGGUUUCCAGAACCAGCUGCGUCUGAGCGGCGGCCGCAGCCCCUUCGAGGGGCGGGUGGAGGUGCUGGCCGAGCGCAACGGGUCCCUGCGCUGGGGCACGGUCUGCAGCCAGGGCUGGAGCACGGUGGAGGCCAUGGUGGUGUGCAGGCAGCUGGGCCUGGGCUUUGCCAGCCACGCCUUCCAGGAAACCUGGUACUGGCACGGAGAUGUCAGUGCUGACAACGUGGUGAUGAGCGGGGUGAAGUGCUCGGGGACAGAGAUGUCCCUGUCCCACUGCCGGCACGACGGGGCCCACGUCUCCUGCCCCAGAGGAGGGGGCCGGUUUGGUGCUGGGGUGUCCUGCUCAGAGACUGCCCCUGACCUGGUGCUGAACGCCGAGCUGGUGGAGCAGACAGCCUACCUGGAGGACCGGCCCAUGUUCAUGUUGCAGUGUGCCCUGGAGGAGAACUGCUUGGCCAGCUCGGCCGCCAACACCUCCCUGACCUCGGGCUAUCGCCGCCUGCUCCGCUUCUCCUCCCAGAUCCACAACAACGGCCAGUCCGACUUCCGGCCCCGCAACGGCCGCCACGCCUGGGUCUGGCACGACUGCCACAGGCAUUACCACAGCAUGGAGGUUUUUACCCACUAUGAUCUCCUGAACCUCAAUGGGACCAAGGUGGCUGAAGGACACAAAGCCAGCUUCUGUCUGGAAGACACAGAAUGUGAAGCAGAUGUACAGAAACAGUACGAAUGUGCCAAUUUUGGAGAACAAGGAAUCACAGUGGGAUGCUGGGACGUCUAUCGGCACGACAUCGACUGCCAGUGGAUCGACAUCACUGAUGUCCCACCCGGGGAUUAUCUCUUCCAGGUGGUCAUCAACCCAAACUAUGAAGUUGCUGAAUCUGAUUAUUCCAAUAACGUGAUGAAGUGCAGGAGCCGGUACGACGGGCAGCGCAUCUGGAUGUACAACUGCCACAUAGGUGGUUCUUUCAGUGAGGAGACAGAGCAGAAGUUUGAUCACUUCAGUGGACUCACAAAUAACAAGGUGUCCACCCGAUAGAAGAGCCUCCCACCCCACUAUUUAAAGAAGCGAAGUUCCUGCUUCGGUGAUUCCCCUCAACCACUGCAAGAAAAUCAAGCAAACAAUCAAAACCCUAAGUUAGCAAGGUAAAUUAUUGUCUAAAGAUGCCUUCCUUCCCAGUUUAGGUGCUCAGACCACAUGUGUUGCUUUCAACUCCAGUCCCUCCUACUUGAGAUAGUCAGGAGCAGGCUCUGAAACUCUUACUUGGCUCCUUCAGCAUUCCAGCCUUCUCCAUAAAGGUUCCUCCCUCCACUUUGCAGUGCCAUCUCUAGUCCCAGAUGUAGGUCCAGGCUGCAGCAAGUCUUGGUUUGGCUGCCAACAACCUAGAUCUGUCUUGAUUUCCUUCAAGGCAUUAAUUCCUUCGAGGCAUUAAUUUUGGUAUCUUUAAGCUCUUAGAAGGCACCGUUGACGCCAACGCCUCCGUUGGUGACACUGCUUCUCCAGCACAGCCAAUCCUCACUGCUGCCAUCUCCUGACUCCAUUUUAGCCAAGAAAUACAGGAAAGGAACAAAAAAACCCAACCAAACACCACGAAUUGGAGCAGCUUUUUCUGAGCAGAAGAACAUAAAGCAUCAUUUAAUCCUGCAGCGAAAGUCUCGUCAACGCCCAACGCGUGCUCGGAAGCAGAGCAGAACUGUUUUCUAGGGGUGCAUCAGGGCCCUGUGGAGCUACAACUCCCUGGUCACACCUAGAACAUGUAGAAGAACAUCAUCUAGAAGCACACCUACCAUCGCUGCAGAUCUCCUGAUGAUGAGUCCACUGGGCUGUGAAUUUCCACUCCACGGGGAAGCUGCUCACCCAACAGAUCCCACGUCUAAAUACUCCCUUCCAAGCUGGAUAUUCCCUCUUCUCCUGAAAGGAUUCAUGUAAGUUCCAGCAUUUUGUCAUCACUGCACCUCGCAGAGGUAGCUUCAUGGCUUUCAUCCCCAGGGAUCUGGCUGCUGCCACAGACCCACCUGUGUCAAUUUGUCUGUCAAAGGCUUUUUUUUUGCCCCCUCAGUUCACCAUGGUGCUACGUGUGCCCCUCCGUUGCUUUGAGGCCACACAUUGCUGCACAUUUUCAGACACAGCUACUUGAAUAAAACAUGGUUUACCCAGAAAACCCACCUUUCAGAUGCCAGUUGUGUAUUUCUGUUCCAUGAAAACUGAGGGCCUUGUUCACAAUGCCUGGGUUUUUUUUUUUCUUCUCCCUCUGUGUUUGUAUGGAAGACUCCUACAAGCAGCUGGAGUUGAGUGACCAUUUCAACCCCCAGGGGGGACUGAAACUGGUUCCAUUUCACUUGUCCUCUCCACGACCUACCUCACAGGGGUGUUGUGAGGCUUCAGGAAUGCAGAAGUCCUUUGCUCAUGCCUGUCAUAGCUCUGUCAUUCAUCCAGUGGCCCAGAUGGUGGCAUCUAGGGAAGGUUUUCAGCCUGCUGGGAGCUGGGCAACUCCAUUUUGUUCUCAAGAUGCUGAACUAGGGUAGGAAGAGCAGAGCCUGAGAUGGGGUGAAACUGCCACAGGGGGUCUUGGAGCUUCUCUUUUAACACCACCAGGCUCAGAACUGGCAAGUUUGGGUUUUCAUUUCCUCAUCAGGAGGUGACAAGUUCCCUUGCAACAAGACAAGUCACAGAAAGAAGGAAAAACUCUGCAACUCAUUCCAAUCCUUGUCAGUUUUGUGGGAUAUUUGAACAGUAACAUGAACAACAAAAUGAACAUUCAACAGAUUUAUU